Molecule: messenger RNA, 207 nt
Organism: Penicillium arizonense
Lineage: Eukaryota; Fungi; Ascomycota; Eurotiomycetes; Eurotiales; Aspergillaceae
Exons: 2
Coding region: 1-207 (68 amino acids)
Source: RefSeq, a predicted model, not a curated record
AUGUCCACUCCGAGUCAGGGCAAAGAGGACGAUGAGCCUGGCGACUUACAUCUAUCAUUACGGGGCAUCAUUGGCGACGGUGCUCUUCCUGAAACUGCAACACUCGAUACACCAUUGAACGGAUGGGUCUCUAUGGACCCUCCUUCAAUCAGUGAGGCACUUUAUGGAGAGUCGGUCAUCGCGUUUCCCGAUAUGCAACUCGAUUAA